UAUUGUUCACGUUUCUUCUUUUCAGAUUUGGAAGCGGUUUAAAUAUGAUCGCACAUUUUUCGGCUAAGUUGCAAGCCUUAUAUUCGUUUUACUAUAAAUACUCCUAAAUCGAUUACAUAAUGCUGGGUAGGUUUAAAAAGAAAAGAAUAUUAUGCUAACUGUACCACCAGAAUUGAACCAAUUUCAUAUCAAAAGAAAAGUGUGUGUGCUGUUGUUUUAGACUGCGCCCUUUUUUCGAGAACUUGUCGAGCCAGCGCUGAUCGAUAUCUGCCCUAACUCACACUUCCCACAAUAGCUAAUUUUUGUUAUAGCUAAAAGAGGCUAAACAUGCAACACUGAUAUGACACUUCGCUCUCUCCUGUUUUCACAAUGAGUAUGAGGAGAACGAAAAGAACAGUUGAUUUCUUGUAACCGAAUGGAACACUUGUGACUUUUAAGUGCGCAUCGAAUAGACUGGAUGUUGAAUGAAAAGAAAGACGUGUAAAUAACGGAGUAAAAGAACGAGAGCGAGGAACCCUAACAUAAAAAUAAACAAGUUGCAUGUGAAAUAAAUAGAUAAUGGAAACGGCGUUGGCUGAAGUGCAACUUUCCUGUCUGCUGUGCGAGCAGACUUUUGAUGCCACUGAGAAGCUGGACGAACACCUCCCCACCCACUUUCCGCAGCCUGUGAGCACUGGUCAAACAUGCGAUAUAUGCGGGCGCACGAUGCGAUCCUCGCUGGAACUGCACCAGCACUAUAAAAGAUACCAUGAAGCCCAUGUGCCCAACACAGAGGGACACUUUCAAUGCCAGCUCUGCGACAAGGUAUUCCUCCUCCAGGAUCAUCUCAAGGUACACGUGAAGAUUGAGCACGCGACCGAUGGCUACCAACCAGAUGAGAAGUCCUUAGAUUGGCAGCACUACUCUCCCAGAAGUCUAGACACAACAAACGAUUAUAAGCUGGAUCCCAUCUUGUGUCCUCCACCAAAGAGGAAGUAUCCGCCGCGCUCCCCCUUCUUCAAUCCGAAUCUCUGGCUAGGCGCUGACAACUGUUUUAUGUAGAGGAACAUAGAACCAGGAUAUGUCUUGCGAAGGGCUGACCGAUUUAUUGAGUCUUAUGCGCCAUCAUCUAUCCAUUGUAAAUGAUUGUUAAUUUAAUUAAGGUCUUUCCCAAAACUAAAUUGGGAUAUAUUGGGAACAACAGAUGUGCCUGUACAUAUGAAAAUAAAACGCAUUGCCUUAUGAUUUAAUU
This is a messenger RNA of Drosophila melanogaster (fruit fly), 1231 nucleotides long. RefSeq lists its product as uncharacterized. The record is from RefSeq and is marked reviewed. The coding region runs from base 559 to 1041 and encodes 160 amino acids. NCBI's taxonomy places the organism in Eukaryota, Metazoa, Arthropoda, Insecta, Diptera, Drosophilidae. The transcript is spliced from 3 exons. Gene Ontology annotation, cellular component: nucleus.